AUGAUCAGCGCCGAGGAUCCAGUUUUAUAAAAACCCAACAUCCGUACGUACCAUAAUCGUACUAAUCAUAUUUCUUAAAACCUCUCGGCAAAUUCAGAGCACCUCACCAUGAACGAACACAAGCAAGACAUCCUCUCGACCCUGCCACUAGAGCUCCUCCUCUAUAUCAUCGGAUUCGUCCCUUUUGAAUCCGCAAGACUUAUCCCUUUCGUCUCCACACGGUAUAGAUCCGUUUGGAAUCAAGCCUUACUCGUCGCUCACAGCCAUAACGGCUCCAUCAAAGACAUAUUUCACGCCGUCUCUAGCUUCAUCAACAACUUCGACGAACACAACCCGUCUAAAAACACACGGAAGCUAGAGCUACACGUCGACAAGUCAACCUUCGUGUCCACUAUUCUCGCACCUCAUAACGUCAUGCAUCUGAACUUCUUCUUCUCCGAUGGUUCUAAGAAAGAAGAAAGCUUUUGCUGGCGUCUCGAGACCAACGAUCAGAUUCCAAAAACUGUCAACUCAAGUGGUUUCGUGGUGAAGACGCUUUGUUUAGACUCGGUGAACUCGCUAACCCACGAGGUCGUUUCCUCCAUGGUUUUGGAUUUUUCUUUACUUGAGAAUCUCAAGAUUGGUGGUUGCAAGCGGUUAACUUCUCUCACUAUUGAUUCACCAACUAAGCUUCUUCACUUAUCGAUCUCGGGUUGUCCCAAGCUGAGAUAUCUCGAAAUCAGAGCAGUUAAGCUCAAAACCCUUCAUUACCAAGGAUUUCUACCGUUGAUCAAGAUCCAUGAACAUUUCAACUUGACCAAUGCGAUUUUCGACGUAAGACAAGGCCCAAGCCUUAACAACAAUGCUUUAGACACCGGUCCUCUCUUGCUGAUCAUCAAGAACUCUCAAUCUCUUACAUUUUGUAGAUGGAUGUUCGAGGAACUAAUGAAACCGUCCAUAUCAUCAUCUUGGAGAUCAUUCCAAUUCUACAAAUUACAAGAACUGCGGUGGAUUGAUAACUCGAUGAACCAAGAAAACAUUAAAAUCCUGAUCUCUUUUCUCAAAAUUUGCCCUUCAAUUGAACGCCUCUUUAUAACUGUCGAUUUGAAUACUUAUAGUUCAAAAGAAGUCUAUGUGGAUGCUGACUGUGGGAGCGAGCAUGCAAGAGUACUAAGGAACUUAAAGCUGGUCAAAUUGGAAUCAAAGAAUGAAGACGAUAGUAAUGACAAACUGAUAUUGGCUCUACAACAAAUGGUCAACAUCGAUCAGCCUCUGCUUGUACUGUCUUCGUUUUCCAGAGAUUGACUCUGCUUUCGAAUCGAAAAGACAUAAGAUUAUGUCUAAAGAUACACGCAUAUGUACAUGUUUUAAUUAAUCUGCUGUCAUUUUAACGCGUGGGUUCCUAUAUCUUGCUGUACAAGAAACCUUUAAACAAACUCAAGUUUGGCUUCGUUAGGAUAAAGCCGAUUAAGGCUUUUUCACCAAUAUGUAUUAUUCUAGUAUUUACUAUGAUGAAUAACUUUAAAACAACGUUAUUAUGA
Camelina sativa (false flax) is the source of this 1520-nucleotide messenger RNA. Its product is annotated as F-box protein At2g39490-like. Gene Ontology annotation, molecular function: protein binding. NCBI's taxonomy places the organism in Eukaryota, Viridiplantae, Streptophyta, Magnoliopsida, Brassicales, Brassicaceae. The record is from RefSeq and is a predicted model, not a curated record.